Molecule: messenger RNA, 2870 nt
Organism: Poecilia latipinna (sailfin molly)
Lineage: Eukaryota; Metazoa; Chordata; Actinopteri; Cyprinodontiformes; Poeciliidae
Product: Fc receptor-like protein 5
Exons: 12
Coding region: 13-2724 (903 amino acids)
Biological process (GO): cell surface receptor signaling pathway; immune response
Cellular component (GO): external side of plasma membrane
Molecular function (GO): transmembrane signaling receptor activity
Source: RefSeq, a predicted model, not a curated record
ACACUGACAGUAAUGGGCAGACUCAUACCAGCAGGGGGCAGUGUUACACUGACCUGCUCUGUUGACGGAUCUACUGGCUGGAAGUUUGACUGGUUCAGAAAUGGACAACAAUAUCCUGCAGAUGGAUCCUCUGGAAACACAGAACCAGAUGGAACCAUCAGAGUCUCAGAGGGAGGAGAGUACAGCUGCAGAGGAGGAAGAGGAGGCCCAGUUUAUUACUCAGAAACCAGCAACAAGGUCACAAUUUGGAGAACUGUUUCCAGAAAACCCAGUUUGAUCCUGGAACCCAACUGGUCUCAGAUCUACAGAGGAGAGAAAGUCACUCUGACAUGUGAGAUGCAGGAUGAUGGAGGAACUCAGUGGACGUAUGAAUGGAGAACAACCAAUGGGAAAACUAUAACAUCCAGUGAACACAAGACCAUCACAGCUACUGAGUUUGACAGUGGAGAAUACAGCUGUAGAGGAUUCAGAGACUACAAGUUAACAGAGUGGAGUGAUUCUGUCAGACUGACUGUGAAACAUUAUAAACCCACAGCCACACUGAGAGCAAUGGAAACAGUCAUACCAGCAGGGGGCAGUGUUACACUGACCUGCCAUGUGGACGGAUCUACUGGCUGGAAGUUUGACUGGUUCAGAAAUGGACAACAAUAUCCUGCAGAUGGAUCCUCCAGAAACACAGAACCAGAUGGAACCAUCAGAGUCUCAGAGGGAGGAAAGUACAGCUGCAGAGGAGGAAGAGGAGGAAGAGGAGGCCCAGUUUAUUACUCAGAAACCAGCAACAAGGUCACAAUUUGGAGAACUGUUUCCAAUAAACCCGGUUUGAUCCUGGAACCCAACUGGUCUCAGAUCUACAGAGGAGAGAAAGUCACUCUGAGAUGUGAGAUCCAGGGAGGAACUCAGUGGACGUAUGAAUGGAGAACAACCAAUAGAAACUCUCCAUCAUCCAGUGAAUACAGGAUCAACUCAGCUACUGAUGCUGACAGUGGAGAAUACAGCUGUAGAGGAAUCGGAGACUACGAUCAAACAGAGUGGAGUGAUUCUGUCAGACUGACUGUGAAACAUUAUAAACCCACAGCCACACUGAGAGCAAUGGAAACAGUCAUACCAGCAGGGGGCAGUGUUACACUGACCUGCUCUGUUGACGGAUCUACGGGCUGGGAGUUUGACUGGUUCAGAAAUGGACAACAAUAUCCUGCAGAUGGAUCCUCCAGAAACACAGAACCAGAUGGAACCAUCAGAGUCUCAGUGGGAGGAGAGUACAGCUGCAGAGGAGGAAGAGGAGGAAGAGGAGACCCAGUUUCUGAAUCAGGAACCAGCUACAAGGUCACCAUUCAGAUAACUGAUCCCAAUAAACCCAGUUUGGUUCUUCAACCCAACUGGUCUCAGAUCUACAGAGGAGAGAAAGUCACUCUGAGAUGUGAGAUCCAGGGAGGAACUCAGUGGACGUAUGAAUGGAGACCAACCAAUAGAAACUCUCCAUCAUCCAGUGAAUACAGGAUCAACUCAGCUACUGAGUCCCUCAGUGGAGAAUACAGCUGUAGAGGAAAAAGAGAAGGGUUUUCCUGGACACCAUGGAGUAAUGUUGUUAACAUAGCUGUGUCACCCAAACCUCAGCCUGUCCUCUCUGUGUCUCCAUCAUGGCUGAAUCCUGGAGCCUCAGUGACUCUGAGCUGUGAGGGUUUGGAGCAUCAACCAGCAGGAUGGAGGUUCUUCUGGUAUAAAGCUGUUCCUGGUCCAUCCAGCAGCUCCUACACCUCUGAGCUGCUUCCUGGCAGCACCAAUGGUUCUGAGCAGAACUCCUUCAUCAUUAAUGGACCGACUCUCACAGCAGGAUUUGUGUGCAGAGCAGGAAGAGGAGAACCAGAGUUUUACACUUAUUACAGUGAACCAAAGUUUAUCUGGUCUGCAGAUCCUCGUCCAGCAGCUUCUCUCUCAGUGAAUCCUGACAGAGUUCAACACUUUUACUAUGACCCUCUGUCUCUGAGCUGUGAGGGAAACUCUACUGAGUGGAGAGUGAAGAGGUUUACAGAAAGAGGCUACUUGUCAUACUGCUCCAUCUGGGGGACAAUGACUGGAUCUACAUGUACCAUUAAAUCACACUGGUUUGAUAGUGGAGUUUACUGGUGUGAGUCUGGAUCAGGAGAGUUCAGCAAUGCUGUCAACAUCACUGCACAGAAUGAUUAUUAUGAUAUGAUUAUCCUGCUGAGUCCUGUUCAUCCUGUGACUGAAGGAGAUCCUGUUACUCUGAGAUGCAGAAAUAAAGAUCAACUUCUCUCCAACGUGUUUUUCUAUCAUAAUGAUAAACUCCCCCAUAAUGACAGCAGAGAGGAGCUGAAUAUCUCUGCAGUGUCAAAGUCAGAUGAAGGUUUCUACAAAUGUCAACAUUCAGGAAAAGAUUCACCAAGGAGCUGGAUGUCUGUUAGAGUAGCUAUAACCAGUCCAGUCAGCUCUUCAUUUCCUGUAAUGUUCAUCAUUGGACCUGUUGUUGGAAUCCUCCUUAUUAUUCUGCUGCUCUUGUUGUGGCGCUGCAAUCAGUCAAAAGGUUUGUGCUGCAUCAGGUCAAAGGGCUCAGAGGUCAGAGGCCAGAGCUCCACCACAAACCAGCCUGAAGGUCAUGAAUAUAGAUCUCUUUCUCAUGGUCAGAGUUUAAUUCAUGUGUUUUUACUAACAACGAUAGAUGAACACAAUCAGUUCCUCUCUGUGUUGGCUCUGACCUGCUUUUGACCAAAACGCAAACUAUUGUUGUUUUAAUGCUGAUUUAGACAGAAUGAUUGUUCAUUAGCUCAAGAUGAUUAUGUGGCUAUAGUGGGAGCAACAGAUGUUAUGUGAAAUGCACUUUGCACAUAAGAGCAUCAUCAUGAUAUGCUGUG